AUGACGGACGCAGCAAACAAUUUCAAAGCCGCAGCCAAGCUCGUCCUCCAAGACCUCGACCCAGAAGUCAAAGCGAAGCGCCAAGAGUUCAUGGCCGGCGUGCCAAAAUGCUGCCUAGUAUUACACCUCCGAAAGCUGAAAAAGUUCAACCGUCAGGUUUUCAAGCAAAGCCAGUUUGUCGCGGCUCAAGAGCUGGCUUUUUCUAUCAAAGUCACGUGCCAGGAGCAAUCAAAGAGCACAAAACCUCGAAUUAUUCAGCGGGAAAACAAAAAGUCACAGGAAAAAAGCAAGAUAAAAGUAAAAACUUACGAUUCGAUAAUGGACGGCGAUGCUGAAUUGGUAAUUGACGCUACAAAAGCCUUCUCGCUCGUGCUCUCCAGAAAAAGCGACACUGAAGACCAUGAAAUCCAAUUCGACCUGAUUUACAUUGAAAAAAAUGACGAAGAAAGUAAUGAAAGAUCGAAAGAGCGCAAAAGCGUCUUUGCAGUUGGAAGCGCAUCAAUCAGUCUAAACGAGUUGCAAGAAGAAGCCUCAAAAGAAAAGAAUAUCGUCUUCAAAAUCAAGGAGCAGACAGUUUUCGAGCCCAGUUGUGAGCUAGAAGUCGAAUUUGUUUGCAAAUACGGGCAGUUUGGAUACGGCUUCUCUCAUCAGCUUGGCAGUAACGAUCGAACACCCUUUCAGAAUAUCGAAGAUAGCAUUUUCUUCCGCGUCAAUGGCGAAAACGAGCGAAAAGGACACGAUGACAUUCUAUUGCCAGCCCACAUUGGUCAUCCAGCGGUAUUGAAGGUCAAGGAUCCAGUGAAUAUUGGAAACCCGGCUGUUCGACAAGCUCUUUGGAAUUUAUCUGAAGACAGUCCAUGCUUCUUGGUAGACAGCGAACGAUCCUGUCGACUGGUCGAAGAUUUGAUGAAGACAAGAGGAAGGCUCGAGCAGAAACGACAGGAGUUCGCGCGAAAAAUGUCCAGAUCCGAGAGGAUGAAAUUCCUGCGCGACAACCUCUCAAGCAAUAAAGAAUCGAAGGGAGACGGAAGUGGACCCAGCUCUGGAGCUUCGCAAACUGGAGGACUCAAUGUGCCCGGCACCACUGUUCGGCGAACUUCAAAGCAGAACUUGGAAGAUUUCUUUAACAAAAUAGCAAACAAGAAUUUGCCAAAAUGA
This is a messenger RNA of Oikopleura dioica, 1158 nucleotides long. The record is from the annotation of a GenBank genome assembly. Lineage: Eukaryota; Metazoa; Chordata; Appendicularia; Copelata; Oikopleuridae.